Haemonchus placei is the source of this 222-nucleotide messenger RNA. The record is from the annotation of a GenBank genome assembly. Lineage: Eukaryota; Metazoa; Nematoda; Chromadorea; Rhabditida; Trichostrongylidae.
AUGGAUGGACCGCUAAAGACCAUCCUCUACGCUGAUGACAUCGCUCUGAUAGCGGAGAGUCAAGAAAAACUCACGGGCAAGCUGGAGAAAUGGCAGAAAGUGCUGACGGAAAGCUUGCUCCUGCUGAAUGUGAAGAAGAUCAAGCUCCUCAGCUCCGAGGAGUGCGCGGAGUCGUUCUUCGACGGUCUCGGGGAAACCAUCGAAAGGGUUAAGGGUUUCUAA